Messenger RNA from Ctenopharyngodon idella (grass carp), 2702 nucleotides. It is a transcript of the gene agfg1a, whose product is annotated as ArfGAP with FG repeats 1a. Lineage: Eukaryota; Metazoa; Chordata; Actinopteri; Cypriniformes; Xenocyprididae. The transcript has 15 exons. The record is from RefSeq and is a predicted model, not a curated record. Gene Ontology annotation, molecular function: GTPase activator activity. The coding region runs from base 276 to 2063 and encodes 595 amino acids.
GCUGGUCGAAGGCAGUGAAAGUAGAGUGGGCAGGCUGGCUGUUAAAGAAAGUGCUGCGCCUCAGGACCCGCCUCUCUUCACUACGGCGCUUUUCUCCCGUUGUUCGUGAAACGUGAGGCCCUUCUGAAGAACUCCGGCUCGCCUUGUCUACCUUUCCUGGUGAUCUGUUUUAAAGAAGUACCUGUCUAAUAUUUCUCCGGACCCUUACACCCUUAUUGGAUUUUUAUUACAUUCUUUUUUUUUAAUUGACCAACGGUAUAUUAACGGCUCCGGCCAUGGCAGCGAGCGCGAAGCGAAAACAGGAGGAAAAACACCUGAAGAUGCUGCGGGAAAUGACGAGUUUAGCCCUUAACCGAAAGUGCUUCGACUGCGACCAGCGCGGCCCGACCUACGCCAACAUGACCGUGGGCUCGUUCGUCUGCACGUCCUGCUCAGGCAUCCUACGAGGCCUGAAUCCCCCCCACAGAGUGAAGUCUAUCUCCAUGACGACUUUCACGCAACAGGAAAUUGAAUUUCUACAGAAGCAUGGAAAUGAGGCAUGUAAACAGAUAUGGCUCGGCCUUUAUGACGACAGAAACUUGGCCAUCCCAGACUUCAGAGAACCUCAGAAGGUCAAAGAGUUUCUUCAGGACAAAUACGAAAAGAAGCGAUGGUAUGUACCUCCAGAGCAGGCUAAGACUGUGGCGUCGGUUCAUGCGUCUAUCUCUGGUUCAUCUGCUAGCAGCACCAGCAGCACUCCAGAGGUUCGACCUCUCAAAACCUUACUGGAGGAAUCAGUACCCAGUUUACACUUCAGCAAAAACACACCCAGCCAGUCUCCAGUUGUGUCACGCGCUCAGCUGGCCCAGCAGCAGUAUCAGGACAGGAAGUUCGAUCUGCUCAGCGAACUGGGUGGCGACAUUUUUGCAGGUCCGCAUUCGCAAUCCACAGGCAACGCAAACUUUGCCAACUUUGCACAUUUCAACAGUCAUUCGGCAGCGCAGAAUGCGAAUGCUAAUGCAGACUUUGCCAAUUUUGAUGCGUUCAAAAGUUCUGCUGCUCCAACCGCAGCAGCAUUUCCACCAGCUCCACAGGACUCAUUUCAGCCCACACAACCAGUGUACAACAGUCUCCCAUUUAGUCGCAGUGUGGGCGAGUUUACCUCAACGCUGCCUCCACUGGCCAUGCACAGUAGCUCAUCAGGACUAGCUAAUCCCAACUUUGCGAACUUCGAUAACUUCCCCAAAUCGUGCAGUGCUGAUUUCGCCUCAUUUAGCUCCACCCAGAGUAACUCUGUGGGGGAGGGGCAUAAAGCGGAAGCAGCCAGUGUCCCUGCGGAUCGAUACGCAGCCCUCGCUGACCUUGACAACAUAUUCAGCACUAAACCUGAGCAAGGUACGAGUUCCGCCCCUCCAUCAGCAGGUGUGGGUCCACCCCCUCCACAGGCAGCUCUUUUGGGCGGCGAUCGCUACUCUGUUCUAGCUGAACUGAACACUGGCUUUUGCUCCUCAGCGCCAAAUGUGAGCGGCUACAACGCUGCCACCACAACACAAGGGUCUAUGUUUGGAUCCUCUACAGCUGUUCCUCCAGCUCAAGCGCAGCAGGGUAUACCCAGCAUGCUUCAGGGUUUUACAGGGCCUUCAACAAAUCCAUUCGUCGCGCCCGGGGCUCCGCAGGCCACUAACCCAUUUCAGACCAAUGGGAGAGGAGCAGCACCAGGAGUGGGCGUGGCCACAGCAGACAUGUUAGGACCCCUGCAGGGUCAGGCUUACCCUGCAGCCCACUUUGCCUCUUUCGGUCCACCGUCCAUGAGCAUGCCGACUGGGUUUGGAAACGCUGCUGCGUACAACCUUCCCACCAGCUUCAGUGGAAACUUCCAGCAAGCGUUUCCUGGACAGCCGUUCGCCCAGCCGCACGCGUAUCCCCAACAACCCAACGGAGGUUUUGCUGCAUUUGGUCAAGGUAAGGUCGCUCCAUUUGGACAGAACAUGACGGGACCUGGAAUAACCAACAAUCCCUUCCUGGCAGGGGCACCAGCAGCACAGUUUCCUGCAGGAGGCUCAUCCACAAACCCCUUCUUAUAGCACUCCUUUGACCUCCAGCGGGUGACCUGCGACUCGUUCGCACCUCUUGCACUGUUUUGUUUUGCAAGUAGCUUUAAAAAAACAUUGAUUUCUUAAAGAUUUUUUUUAUUGAAUUUUAAGAGCAGAAGACUGAGGGGGAAAAAAAAAAAAAAAAAACAAACAGCAAAAGAAUUUUUACAAUGCUCCUUUUGUCAUUCCUGUGAACUGGCCUGGAAAUCAUCUGCACAACAUGGCGGAUAACUAAGUUAUUGCAAACCUCCUGUUCAUGUUAAUGCUGCAAUUCUAUAUAUAAUUCUUUCAUAGAAACUGCUACAUUUUAGAUCUUUGUGCAUAUCAGUAUUUGUAUCUUUAACACACACACACACGCACACAUACAUAUGCUGCAUAUACGGCGUUGACGUCCGCCAUGCUGUGAAUAACACAAAACAAGAAUGUGGAAUUCCUUUUUGACAUCACCUUUUUGUGCUUUUGGAGUUUCUGAGAAUGAGGCAAAAAACAUCACGAGGAGCUACAAGACUCUUUUUGGAUGUCAACUCCUCCUGAACUCAUAAGACUCUGAAUCAAGACCACUUAUGUUACAGAAAUCUAACUUAAUGUGUGUAUAUAUAUAAAUAAAUAAAUAUACAAUAUAUAUUAAAA